Molecule: messenger RNA, 1059 nt
Organism: Centruroides sculpturatus (bark scorpion)
Lineage: Eukaryota; Metazoa; Arthropoda; Arachnida; Scorpiones; Buthidae
Product: formin-like protein 3
Exons: 4
Coding region: 16-1059 (347 amino acids)
Cellular component (GO): chitin-based extracellular matrix
Molecular function (GO): structural constituent of chitin-based larval cuticle
Source: RefSeq, a predicted model, not a curated record
UGGUAUAGUCUAACUAUGCCUCCUCUAAUCAUGUCUAAGAUCCUGUUACUACAGGGACUUUUGACUUGCGUUACGUUAGUUACUGCUCAGUAUGGAGAAAAUAAUCCAUAUGGACAGGAUUAUCCAUAUGGAGAAAAUAAUCCAUAUGGACAGGAUUAUCCAUAUGGAGAAAAUAAUCCAUAUGGACAGAAUUAUCCAUAUGGACAGGAUCCAAAUGAUCGUCAAGCGCUUGAAAGAGAAAUUUUGUCUCCUCCUGAUCCCUCUUUAUUUCCUGAUGCAACACACGGCGAAAAUAAUCAAAAAGGAUAUCACUUUUCAUAUGUUGCACCAAGUGGAGAUGGAUAUCAUACAAGACACGAAAUGAGAGAACCAAAUGGUAGAGUGACGGGUAGUUAUACAAUUAAUGCGAAUGGACAAUUGAGAAGAGUUGAUUAUGUUGCUGAUGAAAACGGAUUUCGAGCCGUUGUGAAGACAAAUGAGCCUGGUACAAGUAACGAAAGUCCUGCCUCGGCUACAGUUCAGUCCUAUUAUAAUCCCAUAAACCAGCAACCAUUACAGAGAAAUAAAAGAGAUGUAGAUAGCAAAGAUGAAAAAAGCAAACACAAUAUAGUUCGUCGUAAAAGUAUUAUUAUUCAACCACCACUGCCGCCACCUCCCCCGCCNCCACCAAAUCCUCCUUUUCCGCCUCCGCCUCCUCCACCACCUCCGAAACUUUUAAGCGCUUCUGCUCCUCCAAGUAAUUUUAGUCCUUCAAGUCCGCCGAAUCCGCCUUUUCCGCCGCCGCCUCCUCCGCCACCGCCAAAACUUUUAAGAGCUUCUGCUCCUCCAAGUAAUUUCAAUCCUUCAAGACCUCCAAAUCCGCCUUUUCCGCCUCCGCCUCCUCCACCGCCACCUAAACUUUUAAGAGCUUCUGCUCCUCCAAGUAUUCAGGCGCUUCAAGGUAAACAACUACCAAAAACAAAACUCCAGUUCACACAGUCUACAAAAGCAUCACCCACCAUUCAAACUCGCUGUGGGCGAAAGACUUCCAAACCUUUCAUUCCGAGACACAGUAUGUAG